Messenger RNA from Macrosiphum euphorbiae (potato aphid), 279 nucleotides. The record is from the annotation of a GenBank genome assembly. Lineage: Eukaryota; Metazoa; Arthropoda; Insecta; Hemiptera; Aphididae.
AUGUAUCAAAAAACACACCUGGGACAUGAAGGUGAUGAAAGAGAGCUACCUCACAAAAGUUUAAAUGCCAACGAGAAAUUAGCCAUUGACAAUAAGUUGUCGCUAGGUGUACCAUUAAAUGUUUUGUUAGGACAAUAUGAAUCAACACAGCGAAAUGGUGAAGAUAUAUGCAGUCGUAUUGAUUUGUUGAAUUACCAAGAUAUACCAAAUAUUUCUAAACAAUAUAAUCUUUUAAUGAACCUUUUCCAGCACAAUACAAAGAAGAUUCAAAAAAUAUAG